Molecule: messenger RNA, 1349 nt
Organism: Aspergillus sclerotioniger CBS 115572
Lineage: Eukaryota; Fungi; Ascomycota; Eurotiomycetes; Eurotiales; Aspergillaceae
Exons: 3
Coding region: 196-1107 (303 amino acids)
Source: RefSeq, a predicted model, not a curated record
CCAUGCCCCAGCUUCGCACCCGCUCUCUCAGUUCGAUCCUCAUUUGUUUGUUUUGAGGCAUUGUGCCUCUGCUGGUUAAUUUCAAGUAUUCUUCUCUUUUAUGAGGCCCGCUGCUUACUAUUCAAGCUGCGGUGACUGAAUAUCGCUGAGCUCAACUCACGUCCUAGUUUGAAGGAUUAGCUGCAAUCUGAAAUCAUGGACGCGCCUCAAGUGCAAGUCGGAGCGCCCGAGGGCCCUUCGAACGGUAGCAACGCGGAGAAAGAAAAUGUUCAAACUUCACAGAAUACGACCAGCUUUGACUUGAACGCGAGCGCGGCUUCUAGCGCGGUAAAUGAAGGCCAGGCCGACUCGUCUCAUGACAUCGUUUUGCCUGACGCGAGCGCAGCUGACCCAGAACCGAAGCCAGCUGCCCCCAAGAGGAAUCCUGGCCUCCAAUUCCUCGACUACCUGAGAUCACCUAUUGUGGAACUGGUUGUAGGAACCGGGGAGACGAAAACCACCUUAACAGCACACCAGAGCUUGCUUUUGGCGUCCCCCGUGCUAGCAGAAAAGGUCACGACUUUUGAGGGAUCAGACCCUCGUCGCAUUGAUCUCCCCGAGGAAAAUGUGGAAGCCUUUGGUCAUUUUCUCCAAUUCCAGUAUACCCGCGAUUAUUCGGCGUCCCAAUCCGAUUCUCAUACCGAACAAGAAGCAGUUGUGGGAGAAAUCGACGACAGUGGGGAACAGUUGUUGAAACAUGCGCGAGUAUACACCUUGGCGGAAAGAUUGGGGAUCCCAUCGCUCAAGACCCUGGCACACUCGAAGAUACACCGUAUCAAUAGCACAUCUCAUGGUGAAAUUGCGUACGCUCGUUAUGUCUACAUGAAUACGCCAGUUGAUGACGUUACCAUCCGGAAGCCAGUAGCAACAUUCUGGGCCCUAAGAAGUCACGUCCUGCGCCAUGAAGCUGAAGAGGAGUUCCGCAAGUUGUGUAUCGAGGUUCCUCAAUUUAGCUUCGAUGUACUCAGCCUCGUUCUCGACCAGAAGGAGAAACGUGCCCAGGACAAGGCAGAGUCAGAGUCUGCUGUGAAAGGAAGUGGAAGGAAACGAUUGAGGAGUGGUCUGUAGCGAACGGCAACUUUCCCUUAGAAUAAUUAAUCCCAUACUGGUCAGAACCAAACAAAAUGACGCACCUACCUAUACUGUGUGAACAACUACUAAAGCGAUAUUUUGUGCUACAAAACGUGGAGACACUCCCAAAAAUUUUCUGCAGAUCCCCGCAAACUGUUGCCACUGAUCUCCUGAUGUUACUUGUCACUCUAUUGGGAAAUCUCCAAUUACCAUUCUAUCCCCUUGUUAGAGGGCUGUCG